Camarhynchus parvulus is the source of this 1321-nucleotide messenger RNA. RefSeq names its product dual oxidase maturation factor 1-like. The transcript is spliced from 8 exons. The record is from RefSeq and is a predicted model, not a curated record. The coding region runs from base 1 to 1278 and encodes 425 amino acids. Lineage: Eukaryota; Metazoa; Chordata; Aves; Passeriformes; Thraupidae. Gene Ontology annotation, cellular component: endoplasmic reticulum membrane. Gene Ontology annotation, biological process: protein transport.
AUGGCCAGCAUUUGUGUUUGGGGGCCUGUGGCCCAAAAUGGCCGCUGCCUGCUGGAAUUCCGUCUUUCCCAGGAUGCCUCCCAGACCCAAGCCGCCACCACUGGAAACUCAGGCUGGUUUGACAGUGCCAAGUGCCUCCUGCAAACUGACACCAGGAACCUGAACUGGAGGUGCAAGAGGGCGGGCAGGAGGCGCCACGGCUCAUCCCGGAACAUCCCGGAGCAUCUCCGUUCAUCCCGGAGCAUCCCAGCUCAUCCCGGAGCAUCCCGGCGCUCCCAGCCCGGCACCGGAGGCAGCAAGAUGACUCUGUGGGAUGGCUCCUACCCCUUCUACCCCGGAGCCAAUGCCUGCUUCCCCUUUGACACCACCCGGGCUGUCAUUGUCACCGUGUUCCUCUCCGUGCUGGCCACGUUCAUCAUCAUCCUGCCGGGGAUCCCGGGCAGGAGGAGACUCCUGUGGUUCCUGCGGCUGCUGCUGGGGCUCUUCGUGGGAGCCGUGAUCCUCAAUGUGCAGUUCACAGGGGACUGGCAGAGUGGCUGGGUGCAGGCCAACACCUCCUACAAGUCCUUCAGCCCCGCGCAGGUGAGCGCUGACAUCGGGCUGCACAUCGGCCUGGCCGGGCUCAACGUCACGCUCAGGGGAAAGCCCGUGGAGCAGAUCAACGAGACCAUCAACUACAACGAGCACUUUCCCUGGAGCUUUGGGGCAGACUAUGACCACAGCUACAGCCAGGGGCUGCAGAAGGGGCUGCCCAGCCCCAUCCUGUACGUGGCAGAGAAGUUCAGCUCGCAGAGCCCCUGUGGGCUGCACGGGCAGUACCGCAUCGCCGGGCACUACGUGUCCCUCACCCUCUGGCUGGCCUUUUGCACGUGGCUCAUUUCCAUCCUGCUCUUCUCCAUGUCCAUCCUGCUCUAUGGUGGCCAGAUGCUCCUGCUCACUGGCACUCUGAUCCUCUCCUCCCUGCUGCUCUUCUCCACUGCGAGGAACAGCCUGAAGUGCCCUGUCCAGUUUGGCCCAGUUUCCUUGAGAACAGACUAUGGGGAGUCCUUCUGGCUGGCAUUGGCCACAGGGCUGCUGUGCCUGCUCCUGGGGCUGGCCAUCAUCAUCCUCAACUCUGUGCAGCCUCAGAAGCUGAAGCUCAUCUUCAGCCUGGACAAGAGCAACGAGGAGGAGCCGUGGGACCAGUCCUGGCUGCCAGCCCAGCCCAGCUGCUCCGCACAGGGCGGGUUCAUGGUCCCCCUCGGGGAGCUCUGCCCCGGCACAGCCACCCAGCUCUGAGGCACAGGGAGGCAGGGCAAGGCCUGCAGGGGCUGCUCCUGAA